CGCCCCUUCCCCUUUCUUAUACGACGAAUAUUGCGGCCGUUGGAUGCGACGUACGGGAGCAUUUUCCUGAUCUAGCCAUGAACGGAAAGGUCGCUGGCUGAUACCUGGCAUUUGGUGCCCUCUAUCAGGCCUCCAUCGCUGAUUGUGUCGUAGCUGAGUCAAACCACCAUGGUUGUUGGACGCAUUAAAGAGAAGAGCGGUCGCCUCAAUCAUGUCUACAUCAUCGUGCUCAAUUCAGCAGCUCUUGUUGGCAACCUUACAAUAUUCGGCUCGUCCUAUUUGAACAACAGUUGAUCCCAAAGACCUUCCCGCGUAUCUGAUACAGUCCUCUAAUGAUCUACUAUUACGACCACACCAUUACAUCCUCGCAACUACCUCCACAAAUCGAGCGGCGAUCCCAUCAUGGCAAACUGGAAAGUUGCCCCUUCGAAUUCAGAGGAGAGCAAAAUUGAGUACACCCCGUUCCUAGAAUGCCGCAAAUACUUUGCAGUCGACGAUUCUGGAUCGACAGCAGGCGCUGUGCUCCGUCAAGAGCGUGCUUUUGUCGAUGCGUUCCAGGAAAGCCAUGCCAAUGUGGCUGACGUGAUGUCUCUAUGGGGCUCGAAAUGCGAUAACCCUACAACUCGGUUCAAUGUUGUAGACUGGCGUUCGAGUCAUGGUGGCACCUAUCCUAGCGAUAUCCUCAAGAACUCCGCAGCUUUGAGUACCAUCAGGAAAGCGGACGCAUGGUUUUUGCUCACAGAUGGAGAGAUUUAUGACGGCGAUGUCCACCGACUCGCCGACCUAGCUUACGACGCUGAAAUUCUCAACGUGCCACUCGUGUUUCCCAUCACCGGUUCACGCGGCAGCUCACCCGGAACAGCCAACAUCAGUGUCGGCAUUUCCUUCUUCGCCAGCUCUCACGACACCUUGAUCCUCUUCAAGGACGUACAGACAGGCAAGAUAUACGUCAUCGCCGGGAAGGGAUGUUUCACAGAGUUGGGUGGAUCUGCAGCGGCACAGGACCUGACCAGUUGGAAUGACUUGCUAGUUUUUGCAAGUGAAGUCGCAUUCUUCUCGCAUUGUCAAAAGAGCCACAUCAAGGUUGCCAAGUCAUAUUCGCGAGCAAAAAGCACAGGAGGGAUCAGCCUUGUACAGAAAGUCGAGCAAGUGGCACCGAAACUCGAAGACCGAAAUGGCGCGGCAGCUGUCAUUGCUAGAAUGGCAGAUACGACAAACAGUGAUGAAGACCGUAAGAACCUCCAGGAACAGCUACGGGAAGCUCAUGCUGGGAAUCGCCGAGACUACCAGAAGAUGAUCGCCGAUUUUUCAGGGUCAGCGGCCGAGCAGACCUUGAGUAAACGUAAUCAGCUUGUGGAUGCAGCUCUCAGGUCACUCGCAUCUAUUGAGGCUGCCAGCUACAACGCAGAUAUUAUCGGUCGCAGGAGCAACAGGGCUCGGCGCGCUGAAGUCAUCGACUCCACUUCCACGAUUGACACAGCCAAGCUAGAUCUGGAAGUACCCUCGUGCAAAGGCUACUGUCUUGUCUGCUGUGGCGAUCAGGAGAUCAUGUCUAUAUGCUUCAAAGAGGCCAAUCCUGAAAACAAAGAGGAUAACACAAGCGACUUUGCACUCAACUUUCCACUAGCUGCCGGAGCUUCUGAGAAGAACAUCGAUCUGGUCUCGAGUCAGAACGUAUGCUUCCAAUGCGCACUACUUGGACCUAACGGCACGUCUAUCUACAAGGAACGGUUGACAGCCAUCAUUCCCACUGUGCAGUACGACGGAAGCAACAAGAAGUACAUCAACGAUCAGCUCUAUUCGGCCUUGACUGCACGAUUAGCCACUAGUGCUGCAGGAAUCGCACAACUGUUCAUGUCUAUACUCCAGAACGUCAUGCAGACGAAGUCAUGGGCAGGAGCCGGAGUGAAUGCUUCGCAAACAUCUGUUGAUGAGCAGCAUGAAGCUACCCAGCGCCGUAAGUCGUUCCAGUGGAUGCUAAAUCAGCUCGUCCAGAACACCUACACUCGCGAGACCUUCAAUGAGACCGGAGAAUGGGUCAAGUUCCAGCAAGCACUGUCGUGGGUCACGAGGGACUUCAAGAACCAUGGACUCGCAAGCUUUGCCGUCACCUAUCCCGUAGCAGGCUUCAACAGCCUACUAGCCCUUGGCCAGCAUACAGGUGCAUUCUCGAAUGACACUGUUAGUCGGUUGCAGUCCGCGAGAAUGCUGCACUCGAUUGUUGCGAAGUAUCUUGCUGACCUCCAGGUCUAUCUUCAGCGGGGAUCAGGCAACACGGGAACUAAUCGUGAGCGCUGGAAGCAGAAGUACCUGGAGACCAUCUACCGCGACUUCAACGGUCCGUUGGUGCCCGUGGAUCGUGGCGACGCUUCCGUGGUUGAUGAUGUCGAAAGCUUCAAGCAGCGCCUGUCCGUAUGCGUGGCAAAAGCACCCAGUAUAAAUGACAAGGCUGUCAUGCACAGGAUUCAGAUCCUGCUCUUCUGGCUUCUCUUCACCCAACGCGGCCACUGCACAGCCCAAACCUUCUUCACCCGCAUCAGCCACGACGAGCACCUCGCCCCAGCAGUCCUGGACCUAAACCUCUCCGUUCCUCCCUCCGAGCAUCAGAACAUCCUCCGAUCCAUCUUUGCCAAGCACGACGCAGCCCUCAUCAACCCCGUCCAGGCAGCGUCGCACAACACACUCAUCCCCUUCGCCAACCCCUUCGGCGCUUCUGUCCUCCGGUGCGGCGUCCCCAGCUGCGCGCAGCCCUUCUGCGACAUCAUAGCUCUGCGCCCUCAGGUGAUUGUUCCCGAAAUCGUUGAAGCGAUCCGACGAGCUCGCACAAAGCAUCUCAUAGACGUCUUUGGCAUCCUUGGACGCUUCGAGCGCUGCGACACAGGACUGCCUGAGCGUACAGCGGCAGGUCGACCACCCACAUCUAUCCACACGAACAUGCACAUCAGCAUUGUUCGGGAGUGGGUUGAGCGGACGCAAGAUGCACGAAGGGCCAUUGUGAAGGGAGGAGAAGCGCGUACGGAGUUCGUUAAGGAUGUGCGCAAGCGGCUUUGUGUGGAGGGCCGAGGCAACAUUUUCAAUGCGCAGAUUGCGAGGAAUAUUGAGGAGCUGUUACCGAGUUUCUUCGAGGCACUUACGGCGGCAUUGAGGGGGGAGGGGAAGAGUGGUGAGGAUGUUGCGUGUUAUCAGCACAAUUUUGAGGGAAAUAGGUUGCAGGGCAAGAUCAUCUGGGAGUUGAUCAAGGAGCUGGAUCACGGGAAAUUGCCUUGA
This is a messenger RNA of Macroventuria anomochaeta, 3267 nucleotides long. RefSeq lists its product as uncharacterized. The transcript is spliced from 2 exons. The coding region runs from base 403 to 3267 and encodes 954 amino acids. The record is from RefSeq and is a predicted model, not a curated record. Lineage: Eukaryota; Fungi; Ascomycota; Dothideomycetes; Pleosporales; Didymellaceae.